CUUGUUCUUCCAAUAUAUAUAUAUAUAUAUAAGAUCUCCCUCCCCAGGGACAGCAAGCAUUCUGUGACUUUUCGGCCAUCGAUUAUUUUAGAGAGUGAUGUUCAAAGGCGUGUCUUUGCUUUCCAAGCUGCGCUCUCGCAUUGGCGAGCAGUCUAGUCUCAAGAGUUCCGUUAGAUGGUUCCAAAUACAGAGCUCCUCUGAUCUUGAUCUUCAUUCUCAGCUGAAGGAGUUGAUUCCUGAGCAACAGGAGCGCCUGAAGAAACUUAAGUCAGAACAUGGAAAGGUUCAACUUGGAAAUAUCACUGUUGAUAUGGUGCUUGGUGGAAUGAGAGGAAUGACAGGGUUACUAUGGGAAACUUCAUUACUUGACCCAGAUGAGGGAAUUCGCUUUAGAGGUUUGUCAAUCCCAGAAUGUCAGAAGUUAUUACCAGCUGCAAAGCCCGAAGGAGAACCAUUGCCUGAGGGUCUUCUCUGGCUUCUUUUGACGGGAAAGGUACCAAGCAAAGAGCAAGUAGAUGCGUUAUCCAAGGAAUUGCGAAGUCGUGCAAGCGUCCCAGAUUAUGCGUUCAAGGCCAUUGAUGCUCUACCUGUUACAGCUCAUCCAAUGACUCAGUUUGCAACGGGUGUUAUGGCCCUCCAGGUUCAGAGUGAAUUCCAGAAGGCAUAUGAGAAGGGAAUUCAUAAAUCGAAGUACUGGGAGCCAACAUACGAAGACUCUCUUAAUUUGAUUGCUCGAGUGCCACUUGUGGCUGCUUAUGUGUACCGCAGGAUAUUCAAAGAUGGAAAAUUUAUACCGCUGGAUGACUCACUGGAUUAUGGUGGAAAUUUCUCGCACAUGUUGGGAUUUGAUAGUCCCAAAAUGCAAGAACUUAUGAGGCUUUAUGUCACUAUCCACAGUGAUCAUGAAGGUGGCAAUGUCAGUGCUCACACUGGCCACCUGGUUGCUAGUGCACUUUCAGAUCCUUACCUUUCAUUUGCUGCUGCAUUAAAUGGUUUGGCUGGACCACUCCAUGGUUUGGCUAAUCAGGAAGUUCUGCUAUGGAUCAAAUCUGUAGUAGAUGAGCGUGGAGAGGACAUAACCACAGAACAGUUGAAAGAGUAUGUCUGGGAAACUUUAAAAAGUGGCAAGGUUGUUCCUGGAUUUGGGCAUGGAGUUUUGCGUAAGACGGAUCCAAGAUACACAUGUCAGAGAGAGUUUGCAUUAAAGCACUUACCUGAUGAUCCACUGUUCCAGCUGGUUUCCAAGCUUUAUGAGGUCGUGCCUCCCAUUCUUACUGAGCUAGGCAAGGUGAAAAACCCAUGGCCCAAUGUUGAUGCUCAUAGUGGGGUGCUGCUAAACCAUUUUGGUUUAACUGAAGCUAGAUAUUUUACUGUCCUUUUUGGUGUAUCAAGAAGUAUCGGGAUUGGAUCGCAGCUGAUAUGGGACCGAGCUCUUGGAUUGGCCCUUGAAAGGCCAAAAAGUGUUACAAUGGAUUGGCUUGAAGAUUAUUGCAAGAAAGCAGUGUCAGCUUGAAAAUUGGUGGUAUGUUGCAUCAAUUAGUCUGUAAUAAUAAUGCCUGAACAAGCCUGGAUUUUGCAACAAAUGAAGGGAUGUUCCACAGUUGUCAGCUCCUCCGUUGGUUUAGUCAGAUUACGAUGAAAAUGAUUUAACCUUUGGAAAUUUGAGUUCCCCUUUACAAAUUUUGAGUUUAGUUAGAAAGAGCGUUAUUGUGCUAUAUUGACCUCUAAUUUGGUUGUUUAUAGACCACUCUGUUGGAUGUCUCUUAAUAAAAUGGGUAUUUUAUUA
Messenger RNA from Corylus avellana, 1786 nucleotides. RefSeq names its product Citrate synthase family protein (gene ATCS). NCBI's taxonomy places the organism in Eukaryota, Viridiplantae, Streptophyta, Magnoliopsida, Fagales, Betulaceae. Gene Ontology annotation, biological process: carbohydrate metabolic process; tricarboxylic acid cycle; citrate metabolic process. Gene Ontology annotation, cellular component: mitochondrial matrix. The record is from RefSeq and is a predicted model, not a curated record.